Drosophila willistoni is the source of this 1431-nucleotide messenger RNA. RefSeq names its product magnesium transporter NIPA2 (gene spict). The record is from RefSeq and is a predicted model, not a curated record. The coding region runs from base 70 to 1227 and encodes 385 amino acids. Gene Ontology annotation, biological process: magnesium ion transport. Gene Ontology annotation, molecular function: magnesium ion transmembrane transporter activity. Gene Ontology annotation, cellular component: membrane. Lineage: Eukaryota; Metazoa; Arthropoda; Insecta; Diptera; Drosophilidae. The transcript is spliced from 2 exons.
CAAGUCGAAAUUGAGUUGUUGUAAAUAAGUAAAAACAAGAGGUUGGAGCGCAUAGAUUAAAGAUCAACAAUGAAUAGCGAAGCCUCAUCACUGCAGCAGCAGACGGGGAGUGGUAGUAGCAGUAUGGCAUCAGACACCAAUUUGAACUCAGCCACACCCACUGUGGCUGCACCGUACUACAACACGGACUUUUACAUCGGAGUUGGUUUGGCCAUAUUUUCCUGUUUUUUCAUUGGCUCCAGUUUCAUUAUUAAAAAGAAGGCUCUCCUGCGCCUUAGUCGACAUGGUGAGGUGCGAGCUGCAGCUGGAGGAUUCGGUUACCUGAGGGAAUGGAUUUGGUGGGCAGGUCUGCUGACAAUGGGACUGGGUGAGGCGGCCAACUUCGCUGCCUAUGCCUUUGCUCCGGCGUCUCUCGUCACACCUCUGGGUGCUCUCAGUGUUAUCAUAUCAGCGGUAAUGGCUUCACGUUUCCUCAACGAGAAACUCAAUUUGUUGGGUAAACUGGGAUGUUUUCUAUGCAUAUUGGGUUCAACGAUAAUUGUGAUUCACUCGCCAAAGGAGAAGGAAAUUGAGGACUUGCAAGUGCUCUUUAACAUGCUACAGGAUCCAGUUUUCAUACUCUAUGUCAUAUGCAUAUUUGGUUCCAGUGCAUUUGUGGCCUGCUUUGUGGCUCCCCGUCAUGGUCAUGCCAAUGUUGUGGUGUAUAUAUUCCUUUGUUCGGGUAUUGGAUCGCUAACAGUGAUGUCUUGCAAGGCCUUGGGGCUGGCUAUAAGACAGACUCUUGCCAAUGGCGGCAAUGUCUUCCUCACCUGGAUGCCAUGGUUCUUAAUUGUAAUCACAGUCACCUUUAUAGCAAUUCAAAUGAAUUAUCUCAACAAGGCAUUGGAUAUAUUCAAUACGAGCAUUGUUACACCAGUUUACUAUGUCAUGUUCACAACUUUGGUAAUUACCGCUUCGGCGAUAUUAUUCAAGGAGUUUACUGAUAUGCGAUUCGAUGAUAUAUUGGGUGAUAUUUGCGGAUUCCUUAUUGUCAUUACCGCUGUAUUUAUGUUGAAUGCCUUCAAGGAUCUGGAUAUCUCACUGAAUGAUGUGCGAGGCUUAAUGCGACCCAAAAUGCAGCGAGUGUCGCAGUUUGAUGAAGAAGUUUUGGUCGCAGGUAAUGGACACGGAGACAAGGACCAGCGACGAUUCUCUUAUGGUUCGAGUGAUAUUUUUCGCAAGGCAUGACACCAGCAGACCCAAAGGAAGCGGUACCAGGUCUGAUUUCAUUAUUAAUAAACAUCACAGUCCCCGUCCCAUUCCAAACUAAACAAAAACCCAAAAAAAAAAAUUGUUCCUUCAUAAUUGUUAAAUCACGACAUUCGCUAGAUAUAGUUUUUAGUCUUAAACAAAACGAUGUGUUGAAUUAAAACCAAUUAUUUUCAUAAAAAG